Molecule: messenger RNA, 879 nt
Organism: Aspergillus pseudonomiae
Lineage: Eukaryota; Fungi; Ascomycota; Eurotiomycetes; Eurotiales; Aspergillaceae
Product: lipase family protein
Exons: 4
Coding region: 1-879 (292 amino acids)
Biological process (GO): lipid catabolic process
Source: RefSeq, a predicted model, not a curated record
AUGGGACUUAGCCUAGGAUGCCUAGUUACUAGACCUGCCAGUCAACCCAAUUCCAGAGAUAGUCCCAUUUCCUUUCUAGCCCAGCUCAACCUAUUCGCACAAUACACAGCCGCGGCCUACUGCACAGGCAACACCAACUCCCCUGGAGACAAAGUACUUUGCCCAAUUGGAAAUUGUCCGCUGGUGGAGGAAGCGAAUACAGAAACGCUACUCGAGAUCAAUACAUCACGUGCUGGGGAUGUCCGCGGUUUUGUUGCGCUGGACCGCACAAACAGGCUGUUGGUCAUCUCCUUUCGCGGUACGCGAUCCGUCAAGACAUGGAUAUCCAAUUUGAAGAUUUCGCAGGUAGAUAUCAGUUUUCUUUGCGAGGGUUGCGCGGUCCACACAGGAUACUGGCAAUCGUGGCGUUCAGUGGCCACAGCUGUCAUGAAUGAGCUGUUAGAUUUCGCCGGAAGAAACCCCGAUUAUAGCAUUGUCAUUACUGGUCAUAGUGCAGGGGCUGCCAUAGGCACGCUUGCCGCAAUGGAGUUGAGAAAGGCUGGCUGGUUUAUUGAUUUGUACGCGUAUGGUUCACCGAGGGUUGGGAAUCGUGCAUUCGCUGAGUUUCUUACGGGACAAGAGCAUGGCUCGUCUUUUCGUAUCACACAUUCAACUGAUAUGGUGCCUCAAUUUCCACCACGGAUACUUGGCUACAGCCAUUUCAGUCCGGAAUACUGGGUGACAACCGACAAAGGGGGUUAUUUUCGCGAACCAGAAUUCGCCGGUAUACAGGCAAUUCACUCGAAUGAAGGAGAUACUAGGCAGCCCAGCGUUCUCUUGCUAUUUUCAAGUGUUCUUGAUCACUUUUGGUAUUUCGGAUAUGUGUCUGCCUGCAUUUAG